GAGGUUCUGCCCCUUCGUCAGGAAAGAUGGAAAGGCAGAAUAAGGGAGAACCUUGUCUCCAUCUAGGUGUGGCCAUUCCACCUGAAGAAGAGGCCCCAACUGGGACGCAAGGGAGCCCGAGACUUGCUUCCCACCAUCCAAAAUCAAAUGACUGUUCAGAAGAAGCUUUAACAACCAUGACGUGGCCCGAGGCGUACGACUAUUUCUUCUCCGAUGACCUCCACGAAGCAGAGAGACCAUCAUCGCCAGAGAGAAGGUCCAGGGAGACCAUCAGCCACGGCCAUCAGUCAGAGCUACCAGCAACGUCAGGCCCUGAAAUGUACGAAUAUUUCUUCCAGGAUGUAGAUGAAACGGUGACUGGGGAAGGUCCUUCAGAGGCAUCCCUCAGCUCUGCCCAUCAUUUGGCGCCAUCCCUUGUCUUGGAAGAACCGGCAUCCGACACGAGCACCGAUUCCAUGGGGUUCCCAGAAGUGUACGAACACUUCUUUGCACACCCAGCACAAGGCAAGAGCAGCCGAAGGCCGAACAUCCUGGCCGUGCCUGCUUCAGAGUUAGGAAAGGUUGUGAGAGCUUUAACAACCCUUGUAGGUAGGCCAGUCCGCUUUCUCACAUCCCAGCCAAGGCGGAGAGGAUCCCAGGCGGGAGUGAUGCUCAUAUCUCCAAAACGUCUGGAUGGAGCCUCCCUGACACCAGAAAACCUCGGGGUAGCUGUCUUAAAACCAGAGAGGCCUCUCCAGCUGGUCAUUACGCCCAGAGAUUUGUGCCUGGGAUUUGUGGCGUUGGCUUCUUGGGCUGUGAAAACCUCCAACUUGCAGGCUCCGGAUGCUUGGAAGAUUGUGCUGCUGGCAAAUUUUGGCACCCUCUCCGCCAUCCGUUGCUUCAGGAGGCAGGUUGUCAUGGAGAAUUAUCACAGCUCUUAAGGAGAGGCAGGUCAUCCCU
Protobothrops mucrosquamatus (brown spotted pit viper) is the source of this 939-nucleotide messenger RNA. RefSeq names its product PPARGC1 and ESRR induced regulator, muscle 1 (gene PERM1). Gene Ontology annotation, cellular component: nucleus; cytoplasm. Gene Ontology annotation, biological process: regulation of DNA-templated transcription; response to muscle activity. The transcript is spliced from 3 exons. Bases 27 to 920 code for a protein of 297 amino acids. Lineage: Eukaryota; Metazoa; Chordata; Lepidosauria; Squamata; Viperidae. The record is from RefSeq and is a predicted model, not a curated record.